UUUCAUAUCAAAGCCAGCUGUUGCCGUAAACAGACCGCGUAUUAUUGUUGCUCCUCACGAAGCCAGCCAGCAUCAAACACAACCGUUCUAUUUUUGUUUACAUUUUGUGGCUGCUCCCCUCGAUGCCGUUGGAUUGGUUUGGUCGUGGUUGCUAAUGUUGUUGUGAGUGCGCUGUCGAAGAUUUGAUAGAGACGGCGUAAGGGUUCGCGGUGUGUUCUUGGCCAACCCGUCGCUUUCCGACAGCAUUACCGACACCAGCAAGAUUAACGUAAACAUCAACAAAUAAACCAUUAUCAGCAGCCAUACAACAAUAUUCGGGAAUUGGAAAAAAGGCUUAUCCGCCAAGUGUGUUGUUAUUGGGGCAGAAUAAAACUAUAAGUUCAGACAGGAAGUUUUUGCUGGCAUCGAAAAGCCAAGAUUUGCCUCUUGUUGAUUGUGGAAUUUUGAAUUGCCAACAGGAUAAUAGUUCGGGUUUAAACAACAUUCAAUGGUGGAGUGAUUAAUCGGCAGUCGAUAGAUUCGCAACCCCAGAUAAAUCGAAUGAUGGUGUAGCAGUUGUUCCGGUUGAUUUAACGUGGAAGCAAAACAGAAGUAGAUCCAUAGAAAGCAGCAGCGUUCAGCAGCUGGGCCUCUAAGACGGAUGCACAUAUCCUUGUUUAACCUGCUGUUCGAAGAAGCGGCCAACGGAGGGCACGCAAACGGGCAAUCGUCAUCGUCGUCAUUAUCGUCAGGAAGUAGCAAUAUGGUGAAAACGUUCCAAGCUUACCUACCGCCAGCAAAUCGAACGUAUUCCUGUGUCCACUGUCGGGCACACCUAGCUAGUCACGAUGAGCUUAUAUCGAAAUCGUUCCAAGGAAGUCAGGGACGGGCGUAUCUGUUCAACUCGGUGGUCAACGUAGCGUGCGGCCAGGCCGAGGAACGCGUCCUACUAACAGGCUUACAUGCCGUAGCCGACAUAUAUUGCGAAUGCUGCAAGACACCUCUAGGAUGGAAAUAUGAACACGCCUUCGAGUCUAGCCAAAAAUAUAAGGAAGGAAAGUACAUCAUAGAACUAGCUCACAUGAUCAAGGAAAACGGCUGGGAUUGAUCGCCGAGCCAUUUCGAAAACCGCGUAAAUUAGAAUAGUGAAUAUACACUGCAACAGCAAACAAACAAACAAAACAAAACACAUAACAUGCGGAAACCGAAACGUUGCCUCACCGUGGCCAUCGGGGGGCAUCGUAGUCGGUCCGCAAAGCUACGCGCAUCUACUUUCCAUUCACAGUCAGUGUGUCCUAACAUGUUCAGCCGUCAGUUUCUUCUGUCCAUUCGCAAAUCAUCUUGUCAAACAUGUGUGUAGCCGUGUUGUCAUUUCCUAUCCACGUUAGACUUACUUUUUCUAACGUGUUCGUCUCAUCGCGUGUGAUCAAUCAUCGAACGGUGUCGUCAUUUUAUUAGAGUUGAUUUCUGUUUUGGUUUCAAACUUUUGUAUCGAACAUUCUGGAGGUCCAUUCUUACUUUUCACCUGUGACAACCACGUACACAAUUUGAAAACAAUAUUUAGUUUAUAACGAUGAUCUUAUUCCUUUGAAUCCCUUUACUAGUAGAAGGAAACAUUUACUUUCCUCCAUAAGAUAGAGAAGAAGAAGAAGAAGAAGAAGAAAAAAAAGAUUAACACUACUUUAUUGAUUAGUGAGAAAAACUGAACGAUCGAUAAGCGCGAAAGAAGCGGCAUAUUUGAAGUGAGCAAAGGUAUGCGUAUGUGCUUCAGUUAACGGUGGGACUGGGAUGGGACAUGGGUUGAACCUUUGUCUCCCGCUCGCUUGUUAUCACCCUUACUCGCGGUGGUGAAAUUUCUAAAGCAGCAAAGGAUGUUCUAGAGAAGAAAGGAAAAGGUACGCGAGAGAGAAAAUGCGAGAGUGAUAUUAGUUUUACGAAUGUUUCAAGUGAGGUAACAUUUAUAAAGAAUCGUAUUUUAGUCGAAAUAUAUACACGUCUUAGAAUCUAGAUUUAGUUCUGCGAGAGAAACAAAAAUAAAACUGAAUGAAGGAAGACAUACACUUAUGGUUUUAUAAAUCAGAAGUUAGAUAAAUGCGAGGGUAACGAAUGAAAUGAACACAGCCUGAGCAGUACUUGUAAUUUCAGUUUUCAGUUUUUUUUAUAGCGAAUGUGAUCAAUAUAAUAUUACAGUUAUAAUGUAUUUUUUAAUAAAACAAACUAUUUUUAAUAUACGUAUCUGUGUUUCUUUUGAAUCUGUUCAGCUAUCAGAGGGCCGCUGCACGAGUGCAGAAAAUAAUGUCAUUUAGUUUCAGUUCAACGAAGAACACACCAAGGAUAUAAGGCUAUCUCAGUGAGAUUCAUCCCGAGAACAAAACGAGCAACUAAAAUAAAAAAAAAACAUAGAAAGCAUUUUACUGCCAACGAUAUGAAUGAAGAACAAGAGAGAGAAAAAAACAAACAAACAACAGUAAUAGAACUAAAACCUCAAAAUUCACUUUCUCAGAACAAUAGCAGCAAAACAAGCAGAACAAAUACUGUGGAAUCGUUUUAAUCGAUUCGAGAACAUUUUUAUGCGAAUAACUACGACCGACUCGGCGCGUUUCGUGUCUCGAGCGAUCGUAAAAAUACAAUUUCGAAUUAGUCAAGCGACGAUACUAAAUAGUGAUAGUUACUAAAUAGCAAAAUAAAUAAAAAAAACUCGAUCAAAACAACCGCUUAGUCAAAAUAAUGAACGGAAGAUGAUGAAAAUAUAUCUAGCAAAUUUACUAUCAAUUCACCCGUGCUGUAAAUUGUGAGCCUAAAAUACAAUUCGAGAGAGUAAAAACUACUAAUGGUCGAUCAUUGCGGACGAAUGCAAACCGGAGUUGAAUCAACCACAACGGGUUGCAGAUUAUCUCGUCUGAUGGUAUUGAUGGGUGCAUUAUUUUUUUCAUUCGAAAGUUACUUAUUAGCCGAUUCGAUUUGAAGGAUCUUGAUAGAAGUAGUGAUUUAGCAUGUCCAAAAUUUCGACAAACUUUUUUCGCUAUGGUAGGGUACUUAUUUGUACAAAGUUCAAAAAUUGUUAGAAUCAACUCGAUUUUCGAAUCUUGCUCAAUAUACAGAAUAUUCGUUCUGAAGAAAAAUGUUCGCAAGUAGUAGCAGUAGUCUUUUGUCUAAUUCUAUUACACAUUUUCUCAACAUAAUAGGAUAAACGUAUUCCCAUUAAUCUCAGCUCCGCCCUUCAUUUGGUCUAAAAACCGUUUAAAAAGUAAAGGAUGAUAAAUGAUCUAUUAGUUUCGAGUUUUUGUGUCAAAUUAUUGCACACUUUUCCGUAGAUUUUAUGUGAAUCUUAAUAUCUAAAUUGCGGUUCUAAAGAUCUAACUGAAAAAAAAUUAGUCCUCAAAACUGGAAUGGAUUUGGCGAAAAAUAGAAUUCCUCAUAAAUUUCGAUGAAAUGGUUUUUUUUUACUUUGAGUGGCCUCAUAAACCCCCCUAUUCUAAGAUUUAAGUCCUACGGAAAUAUUUCUAAAAUAUCCUUUCUCUGCAUGCUUCUUUGGAAUGAGGGUGGAUAUCUUGUCAAGACAUUUGACGCAUUGUUUGAAAGCUGCAAAUUAGAUUGGUGCCUGUAUGAAUAUUGAAUACGCCCCAGGGAGGAACCUGGGAAUUGAACCACACAGUGAUCGCCUAAAACUUUGUACAUUGAUGGAUGGUUUGUUCAAUGGAGUAAUUUUUAUUUUAGUUGUACUUUACGAUUAUAAUAGUUCAAUUUGAUGUGGAAAAAAAUUGCGGGAUCGCGCUCAGCCUAUGUUAAUUUUUCGCUAAUUUUCAUUGCUACAAUUUCAUUCAUCAGUCUUUUUUUGAUUAUAUACGUUUUAAGUUUUUUUAAACUUGUCUCUCGGGCUAUAAAAAUCAUUUCUGAGAGCUCAUAACAACAUUAGUAGGAACUGUUAGUUUAGAGAGAAAAAAAAAAGGAAUCUUUUGAAUCGGACAUUUUCAACAAUUAUUUUCGUAUUGUUCUUAAUAAAAUCUUAAUUGAAACUUAGUAGAUCCAGAAAUUUGUUUGAAAUGGCUCAUUUAAAUCUGUUUGGUCACUACUUUGGAAGGCUCGCAAAUCAGCUAAUGUAUGUUUGUGAAGACACUUCUAUUUAAAUUUUCAUAUAGUUUUGCGUCGUGGCUGACCUGUUCAUUUACACGAAUAGGAUGGAAAAAAUAUAAGAAUAUUUAAAUUCAGAAACCAAGAGUUGUUGGUAUUCGAUUCCAACAUUAAUUGAUUUAGUGAUGUUUUCAUUGAUUUUACUAAUUGAGGUAAUGCAGCCAGAAUGGAUACUUUGAACACAUUUUUUUAAUAAAAAAAGUAACAAAUUCCAACUACCAAAUUACACAACCUUUUCGUAAGAUCUUUCUGUUAUAUAAGUUUGGCAAUUACAGUCUGCUACAAAGUAUCAAUAGAAUGAAAAAAUUCCAAGUAAAAUUUGCAUGGUCUCAUUUCAAUAAACUACGAAAAGUUUUUAGUUUCGUUAUUUUCUUCCUGCAGUGCUAAGUUUUCUAUUUUAAUAUUCAAAACAAGCAAACCAAGCCAUAGUUUUUAUAUAUUCACCUUUAUUAUGUACUUCGAUCGAUUCGGAAUUCUGUAACACGAUUGAAUUAUGCUUUUGUAUAAAAAACUCGAACUCAACAUUCACUGUGUGGGCCAAAUACUCCAUUCUCGAUUCAGUAGUAAGCCCCGAUUUGAAAUAUGAUUUUUUGAUUUUUAAUGAUUAUCUGACAAAUGUGUAUUGAAUAUACAGUUUUGUCAUUGCGUGCCCCAAUCAAAGUUAGAAAAUGCCUGAAAUAGGUUACAGAACUUUGUUAUCGAUCCGGAAUGAAGGGUAACGCUUUGAAAGAUCGAGGCGAACAAUUGCUUAGAAGGUAGAAGAUAGCUUCCUAUAUCAAACGUAUCGCAAAUUUAAAAUUUACAGAGCUUAUGAAAAUUUUUGUUUAAGUCUGUUUGUCUAUUACCUUUGCUAUAACGAUUGUAUAACACUUUUGUUGGUUUGGCAGCCGCUGGUUGUUGCCAGAACAAAAUUUUUAUCGUUUUGAAUAUCACGAUAGCAAGUGGUGCAGUAAAAAUAAUGAACAGAUCCAAGAUGGCGACGAACAGAAAAGCAUGUGCUUAUCCAGAUCCUGUUAGCUUGAAGAGAAAUUAGAAUUCAGUUCAGCUACGUUAUCGCACGGUAUCCCUUUGAACCGGCCCCCUGUCACGACGCCAUCUUGAUGAGAUCCAAAUCGGAACUUCAAAAUCAGCUGAUUGAAACGUAAACAAACAAUCAGUAAUGCAAUUGCUUUACGGGUUACUUCGUGCACGAAAAUUAACGAAUUUUGGGUCGACUCUCUCACAAUAACUUGUCGGUUUAGUUAAAUUACAUCAGACAGUGUUUUGGGACAUCAGGUGCAGGUAAUUUUCACAAUUUGAGUAUCGCGAUGAGUAUCAAAACACAAUUUGAGAAUCGCGAUGAGUGUUUCCCGCAUACGCAUGGCUGCCAGAUGGCUGACUAAACGCUGCCAGCUGAAAAAUAUGGCUGGCAGACAUUCUGGUGACCGACUGCCUCACCGCUGCCAGAUAUACAACUCAAACGAUCCUACCGUAUCCACCAGGAUUUUUCCACAUUGAAAUCUUUGACAUUUUCAGCGAAGGUGAGAAGAUGAAAACGCCCGGCUAACUUAGAUACAGGCGACUUUGUUUUGUCAAAUUGGAUUUGACAACCGUCACUGAAUCAAUUUUGGUAGCCGUCUGGUGGCCAUGGCUGCCCAGGUAGCCAAAACGCUAUGCGGUGUACUUUCAAAUGGCUGGUGCUCACAUACCGGUGUCAGAUGGCUGCUUUGAACAUAUCAUGUCAAUUGUAGAGGUGUGCAGUGCUGCUAUUUUAGCGCGCACGAGUUUGCCAGUUUUCUCAUCUACUCGUACUUGUACCUACUUGUACGAGAUUCGAUACGAACUCACCUGCGGGUACCAUGCUCGUAAAAACGACUAUCGCUAAUGAUUUCUCGAUGAACAUUAUAAAUUGUCACAAGUGCAAUUGACAGUUUCUCCGUGUUAACUUCAAUUAUUACGGUCUUCUAUAUUCCUGUAUUUUCCAAUGGUUUAUGGUUUCAGUCAUUUUUCUUUAUGAAGUGUUAGAUGGAAGGUAUACAGAUUGGAGAGAAAGUAGUCAAAGAGAAACUGUCAUUUGCACUUGGGACCUUUCCUAAUGUUUGGCUUCAUUUGUUCGUAAAAUGUGAGAGCUUGGAUAUCUUGGAAAUAUGAUGUCUUUGGCCUAUCGUCAUAUGGCUCUCGUCCAUAAGCAAUCGUUCGAAAAAGAUGUUGUUUUUUUAGAUUUCGGUACAUUGCAAGUCAGCCGCUGCUCACUUGGUUAGAAUCUCGGCAACCGUAAGAAGCCUGGCUAGAUUCUGGGCAAUAUCUUGGCGUUUCAUUUUUUUGUGGAAUUUCGUCCCAACAGAUUUCGCAACGGAUUCUUAUCGCACAGAACCAUUGUCGAUCCGGUUGACACUAAGAAUCAUUCCAGAUCGGGCUCGAACAUACGAUAGAUGUUGUGUAAGAUGAGAGCUCUAUGGAUUCAACGACCAACUCAGGGCUUUGACAGUUUUCAAAAACAAUGUCGUCAAUGUCGGUUAUGUCUUGCAUAAUUACUUUUUAUUAUUUUUUAGGGUAACGGUACACCCAUUUAUCUAGACUCCAGUAGUCAUCAUCAUCAAUGAUUCGCUUGAAGCGAAAUCAGUCUUUAACUUAGAAGCGCCAUCGCACGGCGUAACAUUGAACUUCGUAUGUCUAAUGAUUACUUACUGAUGAGAGUGUAGUGCUACUGUUUUCGUACUCAAAUUGGACAACAUUCUCACAUACGUGUAUGGAAAUUUGACUGAAGACAUUAUGCUCACAGAAAUGGUAAGUAGCUCAUAUUUUGUUUGUAAAAUCUGUGAGCUGAAUAUUGUUAAUAUAAAGUAACGGAGGAAAUUUGGCCACUUUCAUAUGUUUUGGGCCGGCUCUCUUUUUUUUGCUGCAACUAAAUAGAAGUAAAUAUUCAUAUGUAAUAUGUUAAAAAAAUGGAUGAUGUUGAGACAUGCGCCAUUAUUUCAAUAACGUUUUUUGGCAUGAUUGGGUUUGCUAUAAAGAAUGCCGGCAGAUUUCUUAAAGUGGUCGUCUGCUUGAUCCGUACUAGGGCCUACACUGAAAAAACUUGCACGUUGACAUUAUGAGCAACGCUUGUAAACCAUCAACACACAUUGUUUGAUUUCAAUUUGAUCACAAUUUGAAAAUCAAGUGUAUACAUUGCCUGUACAUUUGUGCUGUACUCAGUCCCACUUGAAAAUUAUGUGUUUAACACAUAUCAAAACAUAUUACAUUAUGUACAAAAACUGAAUUAGGGAACUAUAUUCGGAACCAUUUCAUAUUCAUAGCCUACGAUAUCAUAUCAAUUUCUGUUCCAGAAAACACAUCUAGAAUUCAUAUCUUGAAUUUUGCGACAGAACUCUUGUGUUGAAUUCCUGCUGUAGAAUUCUAGAUACAAGUUCCGAACUUAAAUUAAAGCUCUAAACUCAGUUCCGAAAUCUAGACAAGAAACUAGGUUCAAAAAUCUAGUUCCUGAAUCUAGAAUUAAGAGGAAGCUUGUUGCUUUUAGUACAAGUUGAGAUAUUCACAAUUAAUUUCUACCCUUCCACCACAAGGCGAAUUUUGAAAAGGCGCUCCAUAAUAAAGUAAGACUUUUCACGUCAACAACACAUUAAAUUGAAGUGCUAUUUUUAUCAGUGUAUCCACAUAUUGGAAUGCAUGCAGAUUCGUUGAUGUUUGAAGCGGGGAACUAUGCAAGAGAAAACCGCUUACGACCAGAAAGACAGAAACAAAGAAAACAGUGUUGAAAACAAAUAUACGAUUUCGAAAUGAGUAAAACUUGCAAAUAAAAGGCACCGUUACUAAAACAAAAGAAUUCCUUCGUUGUCGACUUUAAAAAGAAUUUGUUUCAGCUGAACAAAAGAAAUAGUGUUUUAUACAUUCAAUUUCUGAAGGAAGGCAGAGCAAUUGAAUUCGUUUAACAGAUUGAUCCUUAGAAGUGCGUAUGUAUCAUGAAGCACGUCGCAGUAUGAAGUAAUUCAAUCCAUUGAAAUGGAAUAGUGAGAUUUUUUUCAAUAUCGUACGUUUGAUACGAAUGCGCUUAAAUAAGGCUAUACCUGCUUAUGUAACUUUCGGUCCGGACUCAACGAUUCCAUGUGAAUCGCUUGUCAUCUAUGACCAUCAACUGGUUACAUGUCAAUGUCAUCAAUCAGUUCACUAUGAUAGGUCAGGCGCGAAAUUGGACGCUCAAAGAUCAAGAUACUUCUAAGAUAAGCUCUAAUCAAUGAAACACAGCGUCUGAUACAGCUCAAAACGAAACUAAUCUAUGGAAAAAAAGAUAUUGAUAUCGGUAAAUCCCAACGCUCAAUUUCAAACAACAGCAAGGCGGAUACUGUGAUGAUAUCAGUUUCGGAAAUAUCCACAUCGAUGUCCUGUCCAUCAUUCAGCAUAUAAGCCUACACGCUAACCUAAUCAUACUCAAACUCAUUGUAACUCAUAACUCAAAACAGCACAGCUACUACGCUGAUUUAUCGAGUUUCGGUUGUCUGAAGGCUGUUUAUUCCAGCUAAUUGAUAAUCUCCAAGUUGAAUGGUUUAUUUUUCCAAGUGUGGAAUUGGGUUACAGUUGUUAGAAGUUGAUAUGCGAAAUUAUUCGAAAAUAAAAUCAUCAUCAAAUUUGAAAGCAAAAUAUUUUAGUUAUUUUACAUAUCCCAACAUGUUCGUUAGGUUGUUGCUGUUUUAUUUGAUAUGGGCUGAUCCAUUUUAGAUCUACGACUAGUUUUAUUUUUCAAGCACAAAUUCGAAACAGAUUUAAAACUGAUCGACGAAUUUGUUUCAAAUUAAUGAAACUUUGAAACACGAAUAGAACACUAUUUUAAAUUUCUUGCUUGAGUGUUUGUAAUGAAAUCUGACAGACGAAAUUUCAAAGUGCCGAAUGACAUUUCAGAAAUUGUAGAAAUAUAAGCUGUAAAUGUUUUGCACUGAAUGAUACAGUAUCACUAAAAAGCACUCUUGCUCACUAUCAACCCGAAAUUCUUUUAGAAGUUCGUGACAAAAAUUCAUAUCGUUUUCGAAAUCAUUAUUUUGUUUUUUUCUUUUCUCAAUUGAAACAUCACAGUGAGUGUGCACAACACCAAUACAAUUACUUCGCGUUGAUAUCAUCAAGCUGACCGCAAAAACCCUCUUAGAAAAAAACGUUCAACGGUGGUCCUUCGUUGAUCCAAUACGUUGUAUCAUUGAUUCAAUGAACGUCCAAUCAAUCGUUUUACGGAAGACCAACACGGGAAUUUCGUUUGCUGAUUUUGAAACAGAAUGCCAUUUUUUUCGUUCAACAAACCCGGCAGACAGAGGUCCAUUGUUGAGCAAUUUUUAAUAUGAGGAGUUGGAGCCCCGUUGGACUAGUUUUACUGGACAAUUUCCUAAGUUUUUUCCACUUAUUUUUUUUAACGAACACUACAUACCUGUACAACAAAGCUUCUUUCUAUAUGAAGGUAACACCUAAUUUUAAGGACAAUAAAUCGACGAAAAAUGCUAUUGGCGGUAGAGUAAAAAUAUUUCAACUGAAAAAAGGAAAUAGUAUGAACGAUUUGGAACAGAUAAAGAAGUGGCGAAUGAAUAAUGAUUUGGCGAACAAUUGAAAUCGUUUUACUUCAGUCAUUAGUCAUUAGAAAAGAACAAAUAUAAUUUUCGUAUUUUCGAUGACGUGCUUCUCUGGAAAGAAUUAAAAAAUAAAGCCAAACCUUAAAGUACUUUUGAUUCGCUGUAAAUGAAUAUUAUUUGCAUUUCGUAGAAUAGUAUUGUUAUACCGAUUUUACUCCACUUUAUCAUUUAUGUGUACUAAAUUUUGAUUAUUGGACAGAACUUCACCACCUUUAAAAACUUAUUAACAAAGCAGAUAGUCUUGAUAAAUCUAAGUCGUUAAAACAUAACCUGAUACCAACAAUACAUUGAAAGUAUCCAAUACAAUAAAUAUUGGCCACAUACGGCAACCUGAUAGCACUGGGUUCAAAGACAUUUUUCGCAUGUUCGAGCCCCAGCCAGCGCUCAAGAAAGCCUCUAUCUGAUUAAACUGAUCGAUCUACGGCUCUAACAGGUGAUGAAACUGGAGAACUUGCAACUAAUCUCAAGUCUUCAAUAUGCAGUAACCAAGGUGAUAAUAACUGUUAUUCAAAAUCAAUAUAUCAUCAUCUUGAGUUGCCAGUUUCAAUAGUUUUUCCAACGAUUUCAUUUUGACAUUACCAGUUACUGAGGGGUAGUUAAAUUUGCGAUACAGUUUCGAUAGACGAGUGGCAGGUCGUGUCGUCGGUAGAAUCGUAGAUGCAUUAUUCUGUACACUCUAAAUUCUCAGGUCUUAACGAAAUGUUGGAAAGUAGUUGAGUUAAAUCAGCGCAUUUUCGGCUCCAUUGCGAAAACAAUAACUAAACAACGAAGCAGUAGAUCUUGCCGACUCGUUUUGUAGUCGAGAAGCAAAGGGUGGUAGUUCAUCUUGGGAAGCGAAACAGGAGUUUGUUUUGUAUUUGUAUUAUUGUUUUGUAUGAAGGCGAUGAUGAGAUUAGCAAAUAUUUCCCGUUCGUUGAAUAGAUGGAAAUUGGUUAACUCAAUAUGAUUUAUCAUAGUUGAAGAGAUGUGAAUAGAUUGUAUCGUAUUAGUAUGUUAUGAUAGCGGUUGAAUUUACCUUUUUCCAAAGACUAGAAUGAAUAGCAGCAAAUGCAGUCUAUCACUUUAUUGGACCAUUAUAUUCUUGUUUUCCAAAGAAUACUACUAUUCUGUGUAGAAUUUUCAUUACGACCUAAGUGCAAAUGACGAAUUAUGUUUGUUUAAGUUUUCUUACAAUUAUUACGGAAUAUUCCAGUAUUUUUCGAUAAUUUCCUCAGUGCAGACUAUAGGUUGAUAGUUUUCAUUUUUAUUAGUUAGAGAGCAGGAUUGCUAAGAGCCCCGUAAUAAUCGAAAGACAAUCUGUCAUUUGCACUUGCGCUCUAUGAGCAGUCCAGCGAAAACUUGCAGAUGUCGUCGCGAUUGACACAAUUUUGGGUGCUUCUUCCAUCAUGCUGGGAAUGUUUCAACUGCUGGGUUAUGUGUCGGAUUCAGUGAUUUCAGAUUGUUUGAUGUACAUGUUAAUAUGCAUUCAUUUGUAUCAAGAAAAUAUUCAGCACCCCGACAAAUGUUAUUUGCCAAUAAAUUCCAUUUUAUGGAAGACAAUCAAUUAAUAAUGGCUGAUUUCGAUAACUCCGUUUAGGCAAUUCAUGCUAAAUAAGAAUAUUCUAACACUCAAAGUAAAGCAAUCUUUGUAUUGAAAGUCGUAAACUUAACCUUUUGUUUCUUUCUACGUUACACAAAAUUAUUAUGGUUCCAAACAGCUGCAUAAUAGAACUCGGUUUUAUUUUCUAGACUGCGCUUUUUCAAUCCAUUUAAUUAUAGAACAACUCUAGCAGUGAAUAUAAAUUAAUACUUGGUCGGUUGUCAGUAGAAAGAAAAUUACUCUAUACGGGAAUACUUGAAUUACACAGUAAUAGAAGUUAUAUUAAAAAUACUGAUUAUUAUUAUUUGACUUUGGAAUGCAAAAACCUUUGAUGAAUUAAAGAUAUAGUAAUUUAUUCAAUACGUCUUUGAUUGAUUUCCCUUAUACUUAGCAACACUGUCUAUAAACCCAACCGGAGCAUUUAUUAUCCUGGUUUUCCAGACGAGAUUAUCACAAUUGACCAAUCAUAAACUGGAAUAUUCUAACAUAAAAUGGAAAAAAAACCAGCCCUUCCACCGUUGUCAGAUCUAGUUUUCUAGUGAUUUGAAAGAAAUUGAUUAGUCUAGUCUAGUGAUUUGAGCGACUGGGGAAUAAAAUGCAACAGUCGAGUAGGUGGCAGUAGUGGGCUUCUUAUAUCGAGCGGACAGUCAAUUUAAAAUUUUCACAGAGGGUGAAAAAACUUCGUUCGAGUCUCUUUAUCUGCUAUGUGUGGUUUUGAUAAAUUUAUAAAUUUUAAAAAAAGUUCAUCCAUGUUUAGGACCAUUUGAUGAUAUGCUAAUUCUAAGGUGGGGUCAAUGAGAGUCAGAUAAUAUAUGAUAUUCAUUUAGAAAUAAAAAUUUUAAUUUCACCUCGAAUUCCAACCAAACAAAAGCUUUACUCACAAAAAGUUGAAACGGUUUAAAUACAUAUUUCUUAUCUCUGAAAUAAAAAGAAACCAUUAUGUAAGAUUCAAAUAUUUACACAAAACAUAUAGUAAAAAUAUCUCCUAUCAAUGCCAUCAGAUCGGAUCAGAUGACGACCAUAUUCAACAACAAACAACCUUUUGGGGGAUAUGUCGGUAAUAUCCUCCUUAAGCAAUAGAACCUAGAGAAGCUAACAUCCACAGGCAACGUAAAAUCUAAUAACACGAGUAAACUAAUUUUCCUAAAAAAAGUAAGAAAAAAAAAACUUAUUUGUUAAUGCGUCAAAAACCGUGAUUCUCGGAUCGUUUGUGAUGACGUUUUAUGUCAGUUUGUAGUUUCUAGUUAAAUUUGAUUGGUUUCAUUGAUUGCAAACUGGCACGUGGCGAAUGUGCGCGCAGAACAUAAGAGGUUGCAACGAAAAUGUGUCAGCACGAGAGUGGGCAGCGUGCAAGAUGAAAGAGAAACACCUGAUAAAAAAUGCAAAUUGAUGUGAACAGAUGUGAUACGUAAUAUGUGAGUUCGGUUAAACUGAAAUGUGGUGGUCUAGUGAUAUAAGAUUGAUUGAAGAAUUGAUAAGAGAAAAUUUCGAAAGAUUAUGUUGUAAUGCGACGGAAAUUCCGUCAACAGAUACGCAAACCAUCAAUGCAAUUUAAAAUAUGUUUUUCCCCUCUCACCGACAAGGGUGAUACGAUAUGUUUCUGUUUUUUUACGUAGAACUUCUCUGUUUCUUUUCUGUAGGACUUAAGCCUAUGUUCGCAAUAGAAGAAAUAAAACAAACCAACAAACCCUACGUAAGGAGUAUUUUUGUAAGUGAUUAUUACCAGACAUUAUAAUGUGUACUAUUAUUGCUAUUAUUAAAUUGAAAUGGUUAUUAUAUA
This is a messenger RNA of Malaya genurostris, 13057 nucleotides long. It is a transcript of the gene Ypel, whose product is annotated as protein yippee-like. The transcript has 5 exons. NCBI's taxonomy places the organism in Eukaryota, Metazoa, Arthropoda, Insecta, Diptera, Culicidae. The record is from RefSeq and is a predicted model, not a curated record. Bases 641 to 1087 code for a protein of 148 amino acids.